AGCAGCUUCCUCCUCUCAAUUAUUUUUGUUUUCCUCAAUUUGUCUCUUGCUCCCAUGAGGAACCUCUCGGUGCUCACACCUGUUGUUUCCAUCUUCUGCAUAUUCUUCCUUCUUUAUCAAAUCACACUAGUAGCUUCUUCCGCCCCUCCUCCUUAUGUCCCUGAUGAUGCUAUUAUUACCCUCGACUGUGGCAGUGCCACUGCAGACAAGUCGAAGGAUAUGUAUUCGCGCGACUGGAGUGGAGACUUUCAGUCUAAGUUCUUUCCCAAAGAAGAAAAUAAUCUUAAAUCUAGUACCUCUAAAGCCCCAGUAGAAGGCACCGUCACAAAAGCCCCUUACACCACUGCACGUAUAUCUUCUUCUCAAUUCACGUACGUAUUUCCAGUCACCGUUGGUCCGAAAUUCGUUCGGUUGCACUUUAACCCAGUCAUUUACCCAGGUUUUGAGAGGUCCAACGCCUUUUUCACUGUCAAAGCAGGUUCGAUCACCUUACUUAGAAACUUCACUGCUUCCGUUCUUGCUGAUUCUUCGCAGAAAAAACCUUUCUUCAAAGAGUUCUGCGUCAACGCCGGAAAGGAUCAAAAAUUGAAUUUAACCUUCAUCCCUUUUUCGACUACUUUCUAUGCUUUCAUUAAUGGAAUUGAGAUCGUGCCCAUGCCCGACGACCUGUACUACAGUCCAAUAGGUACCCCUAAUGAUAAAGUCCCUCUUUAUGUCGGCCAAAAUCCUGAGUUCUACAUAAACUACAGCACGGCACUCGAGAUGGUUUAUCGAUUAAACGUGGCUGGUAAUUUGAUAUCACCAACGGAUGAUACUGGCUUCUUUAGACAAUGGUCCUCGGAUAAUAAUUAUUUCAAGAGUACUGGAACCCUGAUGCCACACCAGCCAUCUUGGAUACUCGACUACGUAUAUGAACCAAAUUACACUGCACCAGAUGAUGUCUAUCGUUCUGCAAGGACAAUGGGUUUUAACCGCACCAAGAACAGGCUUUCCAAUUUGACAUGGGGAUUACCAGUUGAUACGGGAUUUAAUUACCUGGUGAGGCUCCAUUUCUGUGAAAUAGACCCCAAUAUUUACUUCGUUGGUCUAUGGCGGUUCAUCAUAUAUAUAGACUCUCUUCUAGCCGAACAAGAAGCUGAUGUAAUAGGGUGGACUGACAAAAUCGGUAGGCCUGUUUACAAAGACUAUGUAGUAAACAUCAGAAAGAAGGGAGAUGAGGGCAGCCAUAAUCUCUCCAUUGAUCUACACCCUAUUACAACCUUUUCUAACGAUGAAGCCAUUUUAAAUGGUGUGGAAGUGUUCAAACUGAGCAACUCAGAUGGUAACCUCGCAGGACCUAGUGAAAUGCUGCCGACUCUACUUGCUGCCUUGACAAACAAGGAGAAGGAAUCCAAUACAGAGAAAACAAUAUUCAUUGUCAUUGGAGGUGGUGUGGGCUUCUUAGUGGUGCUCACUUCAGUAUGUAUCUUCGUUCUUUUGAAACUAAGAAAGUCCAGGAGCUACGGUUCUUAUUUUCCACUAUCAAAGUGCUGGUGUUGGCAUAAUCCAUAUAAAGGAAAUUCAACAAGGACAAAGGCCUUGUCAUUGCCCAGAGAACUAUGCCGCCACUUCUCGCUAGAUGAAAUCAGAACAGCAACCUACAACUUUCACCAAGAACUGAUUAUCGGCCGAGGUGGUUUUGGAUGUGUAUAUAAGGGUUUCAUUGACCAGCUGGCCGGUACCACGAUUGUGGCAAUCAAGCGGUUGAACCCUGAGUCUCGACAAGGUGCUAGAGAGUUCAAGACUGAGAUCAAAAUGCUUUCUCAACUUCGUCAUGGCCAUCUUGUCUCUCUCAUUGGAUACUGCAAUGAUGAGGGUGAGAUGAUCCUCGUCUAUGAAUACAUGAUAAAUGGGACGCUCAGUGACCACCUCUUCGACACCAAAAAAGAUGCUCUCACGUGGAAACAAAGACUUGAGAUAUGCAUCGGGGCGGCACAUGGUUUGCACUACCUCCACACCUGCAUGAAGAAUCCCAUUAUCCACCGUGAUGUGAAGGCCACCAACAUUCUAUUGGAUGACAAAUGGGGGUCUAAGGUUUCUGAUUUUGGGUUAUCCAAAAUGGGUUUGCAUGAAACUGCUGUCAGUUCCAUGGUUAAGGGUACAUUUGGAUAUUUGGAUCCGGAUUAUGCAAGAAAUCAGCAAGUGACUGCGAAGUCCGACGUGUACUCUUUCGGUGUGGUGCUGUUGGAAGUGCUAUGUGGCAGAAAGGCACUUAAUUCAAAACUUGAACAAGAGCAAUGGCAUCUGGCCAACUGGGCUCGAAAAUGCAUUGAAAAGGGAACCAUUAAUCAGGUCAUUGAUCCGCAUCUGAAGGGAAAGAUUGCUCCGGAUUGUUUCAAGGUCUAUGUGGAGGUUGCGGAGAGUUGUGUGCGUGAUCAUGGGAUCGACAGGCCUACGAUGAAUGAUGUGAUGGAAAAGCUCGAGUUUGCAUUUGAACUGCAACAGAAUGCGGACGCAGAGCAGGAAAAAAUCAAUCCCAGUGGUGAUAUUACCUAUCAGGAGGUGUUAUCAUUUCGUGUUUCUGGUCGCACUACUGAUGUUGGUGCUUCUCAACACAUCAACGUUUCCAAUGGACCCAUGUUUGAAUCAGAUAGUAGUAUUGUGCUGUCUACUGGCAUAAUUCGAGACGUCACAGUCAACUCCAACACUACAACUUAGGGUUUCUUAGACGUAUUACUAGAGUGUGGUAUAGUCUUGGAUCAAGCUCUGAUUAGGGCCUUGGUAAAAGUAAAAAGUUAUGGGUCUUCUAUAGGAUGCGGUUAAGCUUCUCUCCAGUCCGGUGCAUUAAUGCAUUGGACACAGUGCAUGAUAGAAGCCGUAUUAAAAUGCGUGUGAUUCAAGUUGUUUGCUUCCGCUUUUGCUUUUUAGGCCAUGUUAGAGUAUUGUAGUUAACUUUAUUAUG
Molecule: messenger RNA, 2941 nt
Organism: Quercus lobata
Lineage: Eukaryota; Viridiplantae; Streptophyta; Magnoliopsida; Fagales; Fagaceae
Product: receptor-like protein kinase FERONIA
Exons: 1
Coding region: 55-2697 (880 amino acids)
Biological process (GO): protein phosphorylation
Molecular function (GO): transmembrane receptor protein tyrosine kinase activity; ATP binding
Source: RefSeq, a predicted model, not a curated record